GGCGCUCCUCGCUGGGAAGCAUGCGGAUACCCUCACCAAUGGAGGCACCGGAACCGGACCUGAGCCACCUGUCACCGGAAGAGGUUGCUAAAAUCAGGGAGGUCAUGUUGAGAGCCAAGGACAUGAAGGAAGAGGAAAACAAACGAAUAAGGAAAUUGGAAGAGGAAUAUGUGGCGUACACGGCAGACGUGGAACGGCGUACGACGGAAGUCGUGGCGAGAGAAGGAGAGUUGCGGAAGGACGCACCACUAUGCCCAAUCUGUUUGGAGGCGGAGCUGACGAUACAGGAGGGCAAGAUGACGGAGGGUCAGAAUGUGUGCGCGGACUGCUGCAAUCUCACCUGCCUCCAGUGCGGCAAGAUGGAGCAGUCAGUCACAUCAAAGGAGAUGGAGUGGGUGUGUCACGUUUGUCACAAGAGGAGACAACUCGUGCUAAGUUCCGGUCUGUGGCAUCCUGGCUGUGAUGUGGACGAGGACAUCCCUCUAUCGCGCGAGAUGGAACGUAGGCUGCACGAGCUAGAGCAUGCGAGUGCUGUGCGCGGUCCACUUACGAGGUCGACAUCAAUGGAUGGCCCUGGAAGCUCUGGACCUUCCUUGCAGCGACAGAUGUCACUUCCGGAUUACCAGAUGCCACAAGCCUUCUCCUCGCUACGAACACUUGAAGUCAUACCGGAGAGCAACAUGAGCGACAUCGCGAGUCCAGAGCCGCCGUCGGCUAAGGCAGUCAGUCCUCCGGUCACGACCCCCACAGAGUCCGAGGAGAUGAAGAAGUCGACGGUAUCUGCGAACGGCGGAGGGAGCAUCAGAGGAUUCCUCUCCUCGGUCGUGGGCAGCUGUGGCAUGGGUCAGGCCAAUUCCCGAAGUGAGUCCGAAUAUUCUGAUGGGGUUUCAGACGUCGACAUGGAGGAUGCGUCACUCUUCCGGUCCGCAGAGGGCGUCAGUCCCGACGACGUCAGUGACGAUUACUCUUUCAUGAGCCUCGGCAGUUCCGACGACAACCAAAGUUUACCUGUCCGUCGGAAACAUAGACCUAAAUCCUUAAAUCUUUCUCGUUCUGUGAGCGGGACGUCUUCGGAAGAUGAGACGUCCGACAGUGCAAUUAGUACCGACGUUGAAUCUAAAUACGCUGCCAGUGUUCAUCCGCCUGACCCACACGAACUCCGUAUAGCUUUAGCUGCUAGUGCAUUUGUGGAGGACAUGAGAGGCGUGGAUGCUAAUACGGAAACGGACGACGAAGUGGCGGAUAUAUCCGCGAAGAGUGAUAAUUCCGGUAGUGAUAAGGUGCGAUUCAGUCCCUCUGCCCCCGUGAGCCCAAGCUGGCGGGAAGGUUUGGACAGCCCUCCAUUCUCCCCUCGUCGACGGGACAGCUACCCAGGCAAGAGACGCGGGUCAUCCCCAGUCUCUCCGAAAGAUAAGCGCUUCACAUACACGGAUAUAUCGCCGCCCUCACGGCAACUUUCCAUUGAGGAUCUGUAUGAUAAAGAGUCCCAGCCGUCUAACGGUGAUCCUUCACUUGUACCACAUGCUCAAAGACCUAGUCCAAAGUCACCUGACGAAAUGAAAGAUUCGUUUUAUAGCAAUUCUGGUGAACUUUUAACAUUUGAAAGACCUACUUCUAGUCUUAAAAAAAGUAAACCGUUUUAUUCAUUAGAGGAUGCUGCAAUGGAUUUAAAUGAUUCAACCACAAUUAUGGAUUUAGCAACAUACGCUGCUACUGUAGCUAGUAACACUGCAAACCUAACUUCUAUGUCAAUAUCCCCAACAAACCUAGAAACAAAGUCCGGUGACGCGUCUCCGGAGAGCCGCAGUAGUUCAUCCCCGGUGUCGCCCGGUUACUAUGACAACGUGAAUUAUCCCGGUGAAAACAGUCAGAGCGAGGAAUCGGAAGGAGAAGUGGAGCUUGCGGACCCCUCUCAAAAGUCUAUAGAUUACCAAAAUAGCAAGCGACAGAAGGCUAGGCCUCCAACGACGGACUGGUCGCCGGUGAUCGACCUGUCGCCAAUCCUAGACGUCUCUCCGUCCCUUGAGGAGGCGGAGCAGGCGGAGAUGCUCGCCCAGCAACAGGAGGAACGUGAACGGCAGGCGUCCCGCGAGGGUGACGAGUAUGCUCCCAUGAACACCUUCGUCGCCAUCGGGGACGGCCAGGAUGAGCCAGAUUACCUAUACUACGGGCUUAAGCGGUAUGAGGUGGUGGAAGAUAUAAGUGAACUGGUGAACCAACAGAACAAUGCGAACGGGUCAAAUGCAAUAUCCUCCGUUCAGAUAAACAAUGUCGAUCAUGCUCCAGCAUGUGAUAGUGCUAAAAAUGUAGAAAAUGUGACUGAUACGGGACCAAUAUGUACUAGUACAGCGUCCGCUAUGAUUCCUAAUAAGGCUAUAGAUGUGUCGUCAUCAAAUGCUGUAUACACUUCAACGGAUAAUGUGAUACCAAAACAAGUUGUAAGGUCUAUAGAUACCAACCCCAACAACGUCAACAUGGUCUUAAACAAAGAACCUCUAACUGAUAACUCCAAACCGACCGAUACUUCUGGAGCUGCAGAGACUAAGAGUAAGGCUCGGCGGAAACUUCCUGAACCAACAGCAGAGAUUAUUGCAACACAGAAACCAAUCCCUAAACCAAGGAGGAAAGAGAAGGCCCCAGAUCUUCCCUCAGGUAACCCCCCUCCAAAGCCCGCCCGCGCCCUCGAUAGAGCGGAUCUUAAGGAGCCAACACGCAACCCUCCGAUAUACAGCCAAAGUGCUCUCGCGCAGAAAGCCGCCACGGGUCACAAACCUAAGCCACAAUUACAGAAGCAAGGCUCAGAAGAGCGCCGAAGGACUGCAAAAGAGAUGAAAGCAAAACCUGAUCCCUUGAUCAUGUGUCAUUUAGAACUUGAAGAGGCAUCGGCUUCUCCACAAUAUCGAGUGCUGGAAUCUCCCCCAAGCCCUGAGAAUAAGGCGGCCAUCCGCCGUGAGUACUCGGACAGUACUUCCGUGUCCCCUUCCUCUUCCCCCGACCGCGAGUCUUUCCAGUACCCAUCCCCCGUCACGCCUCCGGAUUCCGACUCAUCGCCUCCAAAACCCCACUCACCUUCUUCAGGCACGGAUUUCGAGGACGAGUUUAUACUCAUCUGCGAUGAAAGUAGCAACAGCACCAGGGCGCAACAUGUGGAUAAAACAAAUGGUAGGAACAAGGACAUGCCGGACAACGGACCCAAGGUAUCGGCUAGGGGGAAGGAGAAAGGCAGGAACGGAAGUCGCUAUAUAGAUGAGCGCGGUUCGAAACACACGAGUAUCGCCCAUGAGAUGGCCACGGCAGAAAGGGGGACAACCGCGGACAAGGCGGCCUACAGCCAUACCGCCAAGUCCAAGCCGCCAUCCACACCGGGCCGCGACCACAAGGGAAAGGACAUGAAGAAGGUCCGUCGGAAGUUACCUCCUCUCCCACCAGAAGAGGACCCACAGCCACAACCCACCGGUAAACCCAAACAGCGCCCCGUCCCAGCCCGAAAACCUCCACCCCGGGCUGACAACAGGAUGGGAAAGGGGCGGUCGUCGGCAUCAUCGGGGACAAGCGACGAUUCGUCCAUGAACGAAGACGACUGGGAGGUGGCGGCUAUCACCCGGAAACAGAAGCAGGUAAACAACUUGGACAAGCCGUCCAUCGACAAGCAAAACGGAAACUACAUCAAGAGUAAGAGCGGAGGCGGCAAAACUACCAACCAAACAAUCACGGAGGUGAACAUCCCGCCGGACAUUGACAUAACUCCCGCUAAAUUGAAAGAUGAUGCGAAUAAAGGUGCUUACAUAAACGAGACUGAUGCAAUAAUUGACGCUAUGAUUAGUAUUUAUGGUGAACCAAUAACUAACGCUAUGAAAGGCCUGAAGCGCCGACUCCAGGAUGAGUUGCGGCGGGUGACGGAAGGGCGGCGAAGGAAAAUUGAUGAAUUUGAAGAAUUAAGAGUUCUAAAAAUUCAGCUAGGUGAAUUGAAAAUAGGUGCAUCCAAUAAAUCAAAUUCGACAUCGUCGAGUUCAAACGGAAAGAAAAGAAAUUCCUCCAACUCGCGAACGUCGCCUCAAAUGAUUAACCGACGCGCUCGCCACAAACGGCAGUCCUCAGAUCCAAUGGUUUCCAAGUUUUCCCCGAUCAAAGAGGAUAAAGACAUAGAAUCUGAGAUACAAAUUGCCCAUAAAGAUGAUAGUAGUAAAGGUUCACGUACUGAUGACAGCUCCUUAUCUGGAGUUAGUGACUCAGACAGUACUAGGUCAGAACCAGUUAAAGGUACUUCGAACCUUGUCAAGAAAAUGAAACCCUCCGAUUAUGCUAAAAUGUUUUAUAAUCAAAAUGCUCAAACUCAUUCACAAGAAAUUCUUGAUAAGUGUAAGGACACGAAUAACUCCCCCCAGCUCAUAACCAGCCAUUCCGAUGGUAACUUGCCAAACAAUGCUGAAGAUGAGGAGACUCGUAUAAGAGAAGAAAAACGGCGGGAGUUACAGUUCGAGAUAGAAAAACGUAAGAAACAGAUAGCAGAACGUGAAGCUAAAUUAAAGGAAGCCAGAUACAACGUGGGCGUCACCACCAAACAGCUGACACAGAGUUGUGAUGAAAUAUCCACCCGAAUGAAUAUACCGCCCUACCACCCGAGGCCAAUCCCCACCGGCAUUAUUAAACCCAUUGACGACGACGGAGACAGUUUUCCGGACAACUCGACAUUCCAAAACCAGGCAAAUUACAGCUCAACCGAAUACCUUGCUCACAAGCAGGAGGAGUUCCUUAGACAACGGCUAGAAGGGUUUUCCUCGUUUUCAUCACCAUUUCUAUACAGUGCAGACUUUGGAGAGAAAAGUGCAUUCGUACCUCAGCCAUUGCGAACCAAUUUAGAUUCGUACUCCUACUCUACUGGUAAUGUAAAUGUAGGCAAAGACAAAGUGAUUUGUGCCAGUGCGACGUUGCCAAACAUUCCAAUGUCCAAAGCUGACUUAGAGAACAACAACCGGCCUGUUUCGGACACGGAAUCGAGUCCCCCGUGCGAGUCGACCCCUGCCAUGCCGCUUCUCAGCGACGUGAAGGCCCGCUCCAGGAAGAUCAUCCAUGACAUCGGCGCCGGAAGUCGACCCGUGUCCGCUGAGUUCAACGUCGGCAUGGAAGACCUGAUGAAUGGAAUGUGUCGUGUUGAGAGUGACAACAGCGUGGACGCGGACGAGCCCAUAAUGAAACACUUAAUGGAGGGGGGAGUCACCAUUCUAAAACAACUGGAAAGGAAGAAACAGCCCCCGCCAUCGGUUCCGAAGAAAUACGACUUUCCUGUAAAACGAAUACUGCUGACAACAGAUCCCAAGGAGAAACAUGGCAAAGGUAGGCCGGGUAACGGUAUCGGGAUGAAGGUCGUGGGCGGGAAGGCGAUCCCUGGCUCUGGCGAGGUUGGAGCUUUCGUCGCCACAAUCUAUAAGGGCGGGGUGGCCGACCAGACACACGGGGAGGUUAACGAAGGUGACCAGAUACUGGAAUGGAACGGUAUGGAGCUGACGGGCAAGAGUUACGAGGAGGUUCAACAGAUCCUGGCCCAGGCAUCCAACGGCGAGGUCGAGCUCGUCAUUAAACCAUGCCAGAUUAGCAGGAAGGUGUUAAACGACACUACUGGGCAGGCUCCGAGCUGUCACUCGUCAUACGAUAACCUGGACAGUGAGGAGGAGUCAGAUGUGAAGCGAAAGACGAGCACUGGCGCGUGUGUGGACGCCCGGCAGAUAGCGGCGACCCUUGAGGGCAUCGAGGAGGACGAGUCGCCCUGCCUCUCCCAAUCGUCCUCUCAGCACGACUACACCACACCUAGUGCUUCCUCUGGUUGCAGUUCCCCGCUCUCUGAACCUGCCUCAACAUCCUCUGAGCAGAACGUCCGCGUCCGCCGCCCAACACGCCGGUCAGUAGCGACCGCGACUGCCACCGUUGGAUCCCAGCCAGCCUCUAACCAACAGUCGUCUGCUCAACAUGUGUCCUCACAUUCCUCAAAAACCGUGAACAAUAAAACGAGAUACGGGAGUCAAGGUCAGCUAUUAGCGCUGGAUUCUGCACCGAUCAAACUGUCUCCGUCCGUUUCCGACAUUGUCCGGCGUCCCUCGCAAACUUCACAAUGCUCCGAUGUUAUGUCGCGGGCACAUCACUCCGGCUCACCAACAAAACAACCCAAGAACCGCCAACAGUAUUACCAACUUCCACCUCAGCCAACACCGACGGCACUUGAGCGACGCCCGUCCAAGAAUCGUGCCGAGACAUCAAAGUCUCCGCCAAGGAUUGAGAAACAGAACAGUGAGAAGCUCGAAACCCGGAAGAAGGAACAGCUGAGCCAGCAGUCGAACUCAUUUGACGACUUCAUACGCAUGUCACAUCACGCCGGGGUGGACGAGCGCCAGACGUCGCCGUCCAAAUCCAGGCCAAAGAGUGGUUUGUCUGUCUCCGCAUCAGAACUGGUCCGAAGGAAGGGCUCCGAGUCGGAGGAUGACAUUAAGAGGUCUCCAAAGGCGUCAAGUCGGGGCAAUAGACAGAUGGGCGAUAUCCAACUGCAGAUCUGGCAUGACGAGCACCAGCAUGAGCUCAAGGUGAAGGUUGCACAGGCCCGCAACCUGCUCCCCAUGGACCUGAACGGACUGUCAGACCCCUUCGCCAAACUCUACCUCCUACCCGGCAGAUGUGCUGAAAACAAGCGACGGACGAAGCAUAUCGCGCGAACGUUAAACCCGGAGUGGCAUGAGACGUCGACGUUCCCUAACGUGCACCGCGAGGAGCUACGUAACAAGACGUUAGAGGUGACGGUCUGGGACUACGACAGGUUCAAGGCCAAUGACUUUCUGGGAGAGGUCGUCAUCGACUUCUCAGAGGAGGCGUUCCUGGACAAACUGCCCCACUGGUAUCCUCUGUGUGGGCACGACGAUUCGAAGGGCCUCGACAUCCCCCAGCCCACGGUUCUGCCUCCCCGGGGCUCACGAUCCUGUAGCGCCUCACCCAGGCAAACCCCAAUCGACAAACCCGAGAAGAGCGGAAGUCGCGGUGAUCGUGUGCGGCCGGGCCUGGGUAGAAGACGGCGAUCCUUCGACACACUACAAGACGUCGACAAAGUCUGAAGUACUGCCAUGCAAUGACUGAAGAAAUAUAUAUGUGUUCAAACGCGCAGGAAAUGUUUUAGAAAACAGCUUCGGCAUUUACAGUUUCACGAAAUGUUGUCAUUACCAUUAACGGUUCACCUGCAUGCAGUCGUACGACAGGCUUUGCCAAGCAAUCAACUAUAUGCAAACGUACGGAAGAUGUCGACACUCUGAGCAGGUCACCCUUGGAAAAGACCGGUAGAUGUCUUUAAGCAGGCCAAGAGCUCGAUCUUGGGGUGUAUUAAUUUAUCACGCCUACCGAAACCAAUGAUUUAUAUAAGAUAUUAAAAUCACAAUUAAAAAAGUGGCAUAUAUAAAUGAGUGUUGACAUUACUGACAUUCUCUGAUAUGACUGUAAUAUAAGAAGUGUAACAUGUGUUCAACAUUCAAUGUUUAAGUAUAAUCUUAGAUGUGUGUUCACUUACUAGUAAAUUUCAUGCAUUUCAUGUCAUGUAAUUCUGCUGGUAAUAUUAUACUUAUUUAAUUAAAAUAGAAUUUUCACCAUGCACCAUAUAUUUCACCAUAUAUUUCAUUUGUUGAGUAAUAGUUACAUUGACCAUAUUAUGAAACAGCGUGGAUAGCUGUUGCAAUUGUUUGCAUGUGUUAAGAGUUUGUAUGUGUUGCUGUUAUUUGAUUUACUUAUUUUAUGAUAUUAAAUUAUUCAUUCCAGUUUGCAACAUUGCAUACGUGAUAAUAAUAAAUUAUAUAACGAG
Molecule: messenger RNA, 7828 nt
Organism: Mya arenaria
Lineage: Eukaryota; Metazoa; Mollusca; Bivalvia; Myida; Myidae
Exons: 21
Coding region: 21-7094 (2357 amino acids)
Biological process (GO): regulation of membrane potential; regulation of synaptic plasticity; intracellular protein transport
Cellular component (GO): presynaptic membrane; cytoskeleton of presynaptic active zone
Molecular function (GO): transmembrane transporter binding; small GTPase binding
Source: RefSeq, a predicted model, not a curated record